This is a messenger RNA of Cyprinodon variegatus (sheepshead minnow), 1544 nucleotides long. RefSeq names its product poly(A) binding protein interacting protein 1 (gene paip1). Lineage: Eukaryota; Metazoa; Chordata; Actinopteri; Cyprinodontiformes; Cyprinodontidae. Gene Ontology annotation, molecular function: protein binding; RNA binding; translation activator activity. The transcript has 11 exons. Gene Ontology annotation, biological process: regulation of translational initiation. Bases 181 to 1506 code for a protein of 441 amino acids. The record is from RefSeq and is a predicted model, not a curated record.
AAAAGUUAUGCUGCUAGCUUACACAUAUACGAGGCUAGCGGGAAACGGCCACUAUGAAAGGGGAAUAGAACGGUUCAUACUAUGAUAACAAAUAAAGUUUAACACUUAAAGGCACAAAAAAACAAACAGUCAAGCCGAUAUUUGUUCCUCAGAUGCCGCUCUGAUACUUAACAAGCUGUCAUGAACGAUCAUUUUGACCGAGCUCCUGGAGCAGGGAGAACCCGCGGACCAUCAAUGGAUCCUGGGCUAGCAGUUAACGCCAAAGACGCUGAAGCUAAAACCGCGGUGUUCAACCCAAGAGAACCGCUGAGACAGCCGCGAACCAUCCAUCCUUUCCCCGAGAGCAGCAUCAACUCGGCUGCUGGAUUACCCAGUGGAGAUCAUCAACCGCUCGGCAGCCCUCUACAGAGUGUUAGCGCCAGCCAUGCCUCAAUGGACUCAGUGGUCAGGACAUCAACGCUUUCAGCAAGUGCUCCAGAGUUUGUCCCCUUUGGAAUGAGCUCAUAUGAAGAGCCUGCAUAUUAUGAUGAUAGUGAAAGCUAUUACAGCGAGUCCUCCUUGGCUGAUACAGUCACAGAUUUCCUCGAUCACCUGAGCUCCUCUCCUGGCUCCUUUGAUUUUGACGUUGAAAACAUUACCGGCAUGCUUAACUGCUGGGUCACUACAGAAGAGCUUUUAAAGGAACUAGUGGAGCUGAUCUUUACACAGUCUACUGCAAUCCCGAACUUCGCCUACACCGGAGCCAGACUUUGUAAUUACUUGUCCCAUCACCUCACCCUCAGCCCACAAAGUGGCAACUUUCGCCGGUUGCUUUUGCAGCGAUGUCAAUUAGAGUACGAGCAAAGAAAUGUAGCUGUUCGAGGAAACCCGGAGGUUCAGAAGAAAUUUCACUCCUUUGUGUUAUUUCUGGGAGAGCUCUAUUUAAAUUUGGAGAUAAAAAGUGGAAAAGCGCCUCCAAACAGAGCAGAAAUUCUCCUCUUGGCUCUUAAAGACCUGCUGGAGAGUCUGCUUUCACACCCUGUGGACGCAAACCUCAUCUGUGCUGUCAAGCUACUAAAGUUGACCGGUUCAAUCCUGGAUGACGCCUGGAAAGCAAGUGGGAGGCCACACAUGGAUGAACUGGUCCAAAGAAUUGAGACAAUUCUCCUGGAUGCUACAUGCAGUAGGGACGUGAGACAGAUGCUACUAAAAUUAGUGGAGCUGAGGUCCAGCGACUGGGGCAGAGUCUGUUCUGCUGCUGCCACUAGUAACGCCACACCAGACAACGACCCAAACUACUUCAUGAACGAACCUACGUUCUACACUGAAGAUGGCACACCUUUUACAGCAGCAGAUCCUGAGUAUGCUGAAAAAUAUCAAGAGCUCCUAGAGAAGCAAGACUACUUUCAUGAGGUUGAUGGUGAAAAUGGCAACGAAGAAUACGACUUUGAGGAUGAGAUGGAUCCUGAAAUUGAAGAGGCGUAUGAGAAUUUCUGUUUGGAGUCUGAGAAGAAACGACAGCAAUGAUAUAAGCAGGAAGAUACAUUGUGUUUCGCUGGGAUGCU